AGAUCUGGCGCCGCUGGCACCGCCGCGUGAACGUGACGCAGAAGCGCCACGCGGUGGCCACCUGCCUCGCCGCCAGCACGCUGCCGCCGCUGGUGAUGGCCCGCGGCCACCGCAUCGGCGCGAUCUCGGAGCUGCCGCUGGUCGUGUCGAACGGCGCGGAGUCCAUCCAGAAGACCAAGCAGGCCGUGGAGCUGCUGAACUCCAUCGGCUGCACGGAGGAGCUGCAGCGCAUCGUCGAAUCCAAGAAGGUGCGUGCCGGCAAGGGCAAGAUGCGCAACCGCAGGUGUUUCCCACGCUUCUUUAGAGGUCAACCUCACGCCAGAUAAUUCAAGGUGGGCU
This is a messenger RNA of Prorocentrum cordatum, 339 nucleotides long. The record is from the annotation of a GenBank genome assembly. Lineage: Eukaryota; Dinophyceae; Prorocentrales; Prorocentraceae.